GAGUACUCAACAGCAGAGCUGAGCGAUCCAUAGUUGCGUAUUCGCAUGUUGACUUGAGGGAAACACAAAAAUAUAUUAAUAUUUUGUAUAUUUGGACAACAACCAACCAUUAUGACAUCGCCUGUUAGAUUUUAAUUUCACGGUUUAUUGUGCUGUCUCAGAGUACACAUAGCAGUAGAAGAAUUUCCAAACAUGGCACACAACAGAGUUUUGCAAUGGGCAACAUUUGCUCGAUCAUGGUGGAUAUAUGAUGCUUGUCACCAGUGUCCAUUUGAAUCUGCAAAACGUUUAUGCAUUUUUCUCCAGGGUCAACAUAAACCCAUUUAUCAUCCUCUUAGUGAUAUUGGUGAUCAUGUUGUUGUUAUCAAUACUAAAGAUAUAUCUAUGAAGAAUGAGUAUUGGAGAAAAUGGAGGUUUCACCAUCACACAGGAUAUCCAAGUGGUUACAGUCAAACAUCUGCUUGGAGAUUACAUGAAUUGGAUGACACAAAGAUUUUACAUAAAGCUGUAUAUAGUAGAUUACCAGGAAAUUUAUUACGUAGAAGAAUGAUGAGACGUUUGCAUUUAUUCCCUGAUACAAAAGUACCUGAUGAUAUAUUACAAAAUGUUACAGAUCAAAUUAGACAAGUUCAGUUAAUACCCAAUCCUAUUCAUAAAUAUUCUAAAGAAGACAUAGAUAACUUCCCCAAACUAUUUGACUGGCCUGAAGAGUAUGUAAUAGAUUAUAGCAAAAAGAAAAAAGAUGAAGAUACUGAGAAAUAUUUCUAGUUUUAUAGACAGUAAAAUAAUAGAAUAACCAAUGCUAUAUUAAUAUAAAAUAUGGACAGUAAUAUAAUGGAAUAUAAACUAUAUUAAUAUAGAAGAAUUGUGUGUGAGUGAUAGAUUUGUAUAAUUGU
This is a messenger RNA of Patella vulgata (common limpet), 896 nucleotides long. Its product is annotated as 39S ribosomal protein L13, mitochondrial. Gene Ontology annotation, molecular function: mRNA binding; structural constituent of ribosome. The coding region runs from base 193 to 768 and encodes 191 amino acids. NCBI's taxonomy places the organism in Eukaryota, Metazoa, Mollusca, Gastropoda, Patellidae. The transcript is spliced from 7 exons. Gene Ontology annotation, cellular component: ribosome; mitochondrial large ribosomal subunit. Gene Ontology annotation, biological process: translation; negative regulation of translation. The record is from RefSeq and is a predicted model, not a curated record.